AUGUACGAUAGGGUGAGGACCGGUGUUCGAACCCCUGUGGGGAACACAGAGCUAUUUUCGGUAGAAAUGGGCCUACACCAGGGUUCAGCGCUUAGCCCUUACCUUUUUACCUUGAUCUUAGAUGAGUUGUCAAGUGGUCUACAGGAGGAACUACCGUGGUGCCUGAUUUUUGCAGAUGACAUCGCGCUUAUUUCGAGAUCGGCGGACGAGCUAAACAGUAGGUUAGAGAAAUGGAGAAGAGCCCUUGAAGAUAAUGGCUUGUGCGUGAGCCGAGAGAAGACUGAAUACCUACGAUGCGACUUUGAUAAGAAUGUGAGAAGACAAAAUGUUGAUGCGGAUAUUCACAUUGGAGAACGAAUAUUGUGUUCGAAGGAGUCUUUUAGAUACCUGGGCUCGGUGAUACACAAAUCGGGGGAGAUCGACGAAGACGUGACACAUCGGAUUCAAGCGGGGUGGAUGAAGUGGAGAGCAUCUACUGGAGUCUUGUGUGACAAGAGGAUCCCACUAAAACUGAAAGGCAAGUUUUACAGAGUGGCUAUUAGACCGACAAUGUUAUACGGGUCGGAAUGUUGGCCGAUAAAGAAAACCCAAGCGUCUCGAGUGGAGGUGGCUGAGAUGAGGAUGCUAAGGUGGACUUGCGGGAAGACCCUAUCAGACAGGAUCCCUACUGGAGCUUUUAGAGUUGAACUUGAAGUAGGGACCAUCAUUAACAAGCUAAGGGAAGGACGUUUGAGAUGGUUUGGCCAUGUUAGGAGAAGGGAUCAAACAUCUCCACUAAGGAGUGCGGAGGUUAUCCACAUUGACGGCAUACGAAGAAGGGGGAGGCCUAAGAUGAGGUGGGAAGAUCGAUUAGCGAAGGACCUAAUAGAGCUUGGCUUGUCGGAGGACAUGACAUCGGAUAGGACGUGGUUUUUGGCCUUAAGUCUUGAUAGGCCUAAAUCGAGGGGUGAGGUUACUCUAGCAUUUGUUGACCCCAAAAAUGUUUUGUCUGUCGGAGGACAUGACCUACGAGAGUUUUCAGAGGAUUACGCAUCUAGGUUAGAUUUAGUGGGUAAGGAGACUCUGCAGAUAGGUAUAUCUUUCCAUGGAGGUUUUCAGACGACAGGUAUGGUAUCUAGCCACUUUACACUCCCUCACUUUCUCCCCUUGAUGGCCGGAGGUCCUAUUGGAAGCAGUCUCUCUACCUUUGGGGUAGAGGCAUUGACUGUCUACAGCAAACCUCCCCCAUACCCCGCACAGGGAUUGGGUCAUGUUGUUGUUGUUGUAACUUUGUUUGAGUAG
Erigeron canadensis is the source of this 1281-nucleotide messenger RNA. RefSeq lists its product as uncharacterized. NCBI's taxonomy places the organism in Eukaryota, Viridiplantae, Streptophyta, Magnoliopsida, Asterales, Asteraceae. The coding region runs from base 1 to 1281 and encodes 426 amino acids. The record is from RefSeq and is a predicted model, not a curated record. The transcript has 3 exons.